AUGUACCAGAGCAUUUCGAUAUGUUUGGCUACAAUGCCGUCAACUAGCACUUUUAUUCAGUUUAGGUACCCCUAUACAUGUAUUCGUCUUUCCUAUUCUUAACCGCGCAAUUUUCAGCGAAACGGAUUUCCCGGAAUUGAGUGGCAAACUGACGGGCAGGAAGGAGAAGGGCAGACGUAGCGCGGUGGCCGAUCGCCAUAUGCGCCGAGCCGCGAAGGCUGGCGCCUACCUCGUCAAGACCAUCGACGACCCGAACAACGUGCUCGGCAAGAAGCGCAAGGAGCGUGUCGCUUCUGAGAGCCACGACGGCAUCGCCUCGAACGUGCUCUACUCGAUGAACAAGAACAAGCGUUGGGAGACGAUGGAAGAGUCGUCGUGGACCGCCGCCGAUGGUGGAAUGCCGGUGCAACUUGUCGAACGGGUCCUGACUACCAAAGGUGAGUGAGAGGAAUGGGGGUUAUACAGGGACUGAUGUUAGAUCACAAUGUGUCACCUGAUGCUUUUCGCUUUCUCUUUCUCUCUCUCUUUCUCUUUCUCUUCCUAUUUUCCUCAUGUUCCAUAAUGCUUUGUUCGGGGCACUUUUAUGAUUGCGUCAAUCGACGAGAAAAGAGAGAGAGAGAGAGAGAGAGAGAGAGAGAGAGAGAGAGAAGCACACAGGAAGAAAUACACGAAUAUUGAUGGUUGGAAAACACAUGACAGCCUUCUCCCUCCCGAUAAGCGAAUCACAUUUGCGGCUCUUUUGUGUCGGCUGGUGUCAGGCCGAGCAUGAUUAAAUGAUAGAGUCAUGCGGCGGGUCUCGCACCGAACAACGUUUUACCAAUAACGCGCUCUUUUCGCAAAUUAGAGGUUUAAUGAAUGCACUAUAGUCAAUCUUGAUAAACUUUGUUCGCGGCGAGAUCCGAUGCGACGUCACACCAAACUACAAACAGAUGUUGUUAGAUUCUUCGACAAACAUAUGUAGAUAUAUUAUACACACAGAACAAGUGGUCGCCGAAACUCUAGUCAUGUGACUCGCACGUGCACGAAAUAUCAGAUAAUUCAACAUUUAUGUUUCAGACACGUCCGACAAUGUGGUGUGCGUGAAGGAGAUGGACAAGAACGGAGUGGUUGUGCGCCAUGAGACCGCCGGCGGGAACGGAGCCAAUCUUCAUUCUCUGCUCAACUCGAAGAAGUCGCGCGGGAAGAAGUCACGUAAAGAGUCGGAGACUUUGGAAACAACGGAAGUUUCUGUGGCGGGAUCGCUCGAUGAGAAUGGAGAGCCCAAGGUGCAGUACACGAUCUACAAGCCGCACAAGAAUCAUAAAGUGCUCGCUGGAAAGCUUUUCAAUCGUAACUACAACAUUCGGAAAGCAGGAAAAACACGUCAAAAUCUGAAGCGUGUGGAUCUGGCCGACAUGGAGAGAUCGACGGAUUCGAUGCACCAGAGUGUUCACAUCGAUGAGGCGGCCUACAAACCGAGCCGUGACUUCCGCUUCUGCCUCGGCGACUACAUCACUCCGGAGUCGUGCACCAGCAAACCGGUCUACGUUCGUCGGCCAAGCAUCGAGAGUGUGCAGCCAUCGGAAAUCACAUUUGACGAGUCUGAAAGCGACGAGGAAAGCCGGCAGCCGCUGAAUGUGAUCGACAUUUCCCAAGUGAUUCGGGCUCCGAGAACGUUUGAAUGGGCUCUGCUGAAUAUUGCCGGAUGGGAUGUCAGUACUCUCGAGCAGCAAGUGAAGAACAUGCAAGCUGAUGGCGAACUGUACGUUCAGUGGUUGGAUGCCGAUCUUACGCGUCUUUCCAUUGACGCGUCUCGUCUUGUUCUUAACGAGAAGCAACCGCAUGGAGCAUCUAUACUAAUGAUCGUCAUCGAAAGAGCUGUUGCCUCGAAGAAGGAGCAUCUCAAAGUGCUUCUCAAUUCUACUGUUGCUCCAUCGGGACCAUUCUCCUGGCAGAUUCUCCACGAACUUCUGAAGCACGCGGACAGCCUUCAGACCAUUGUCACCAUUAUCUCGAAGCUCGUGGCCGAGUGGAAGGAAAACGGUAUCACCGCUCCGGAAUGCGUCGAUCUCCACAAAGCGCAGAAAAGCAGAUUCGAUUUGAAACGGCAUCUGUUCCAGCCGGCUUUUAACAGCCAAAUGCUUUCUCAUCCGGCGCAUGUGAUGAGCGCCGAGAAAAUGGCAUCGAUUCUCCGUGACGAGGCGAUGAACAACGAGGGGACCGUGGAGCGAUUUGAGCGAAUCGACUUUGAGACUGACGAUUUUGAAUUCGAAGACGCGGACGAUGAGAAGGUAUCUCUGCCUGAGAAGCUGAAGUGUGCCACGUGCGAAUGCAUCAAAAACUCGGAGCUUUUCGAGUUGGACGAUUGCUGGCAGUGCCGUGACUGCCUCUGCAAGCACAUCAUCAAUCAGAUCCGUGCAAAGUGCAUCCCACUCGACAUUCCAUUUGUGCUCGGAGAGGGACAGUCUGCCUACGACCUCCUUCCCGCCAUCAUCCCGCUGCCACUCCUCAACUUCUACACGAAGAUCGCUGCUACUGAAUCUCUUGCCAACGUGGAUGGAGGGGACAUCGGAGAGUGUCCCUCCUGCAAGCAACUCGUCCACAUCGACCGCACCGCCAUCGCGUUCAACACCUCCGCCUGCUUCUCUUGUGGAAUUCACUGGUGCCCGAACUGCGAACGCGAACCGCACUUCCCAAUGAACUGUGAAUCCUACGCCACAUGGAUUAAGAAAUGGGAGCGAGAGUACGAGUUGCACGUACUGGAGAAGACUGACUUCCUGAAACGUAUCAAGUGCGCCUGUGGAUUCCAGAUGGAAGUGCGCGAGAAGGCGGAACGAGCCGAGUGCGGAGGAUGCGGUCGAGUGUUUUGCCCGAAGACGCUGGCGAUGCUCGAGGCCGCCUACUGGUCCAGAGACGAAAAGACCGGCGCGGCGGUGAGAAGACUCGAGACUUCCGACGUUCUGCCAGCGCUUUCCGUCGAGUCAAUCACCGCGUCGAAGCAGAUCAAGAAGGAGUUCUCCAAAGUAUGCGGAGAGGCUCGAAAGCUGCGAUUCAGCGUCUCCGAGAAGGCCGAGUUUGAGAAAGCGGUUCGCAAACUGAAGAAUAGCCACGCUGGCGUGGAAAGACUACGGGAUAUCCGAAAGACGGUAACGAAUUACUCUCGUUUUUGUAUAAUUAUUUUCUAUGUUUCAGAUCCUGAGCAUUGUCGAGAACGGACUCGCAUUUGUAUAUAUUGAGAAGAAGCUCGAGGCGAUGUCUUUGAAGCCGCAGCUCACGCAGCUCAUGAAGCAAUGGAUGGACAUCGAGGCGGAGGUUCAGCAUCCAAGGUUGUUAUACUCUUUUCAGGAACGAAUUUAACGUGAUUAUUGCAGAUGCGACUUCCAAACUCGAUUCGAAGCCAUUGAGAAGAACUUGUCGAAAACUUUGGAGCAACUCAAGCUCGUCGCCUAA
Molecule: messenger RNA, 3429 nt
Organism: Caenorhabditis sp. 36 PRJEB53466
Lineage: Eukaryota; Metazoa; Nematoda; Chromadorea; Rhabditida; Rhabditidae
Source: the annotation of a GenBank genome assembly